UUGCGGUGGGGCCGUCGCGGGAGCGCGGUGUCAGAGCUCCUGAAAGGGAGACAAGCAAGAUGGGAAAAAUAGCAGGAAAAAAGGCUUUUUUUUAAAUAACAUGCCACCAGAACUUCUGCAUGGUAACAAAGAUCAUCUAAAGCAGCUGGGUAUUUGCAGAAGGCGACUUCGACAGCACACAGAUACUUAAUCUCUAAAUCAAGUUCAACGAUGCAUUAGAGGAAGCUGGACUGGCUGUACAGAGAUUUCAUACUGAAGGAUGAAUAGUGAAGAAGAGUUUUAUGAUGCCGUUACGGGCUUUGAUUCUGACAAUUCUUCAGGAGACUUUUCAGAAGCAAAUCAUAAAGUUGCAGAAAUGCUUGAUCUAGAUCCACAUCAAAGCAAUAGGACUGGAAAGCAUAAUGGAGAGUCAGAGAUUCAAGAAAAUGGAAUUAAGAGACACAGGACAUCAUUACCUGCUCCAAUGUUUUCUAGAAGUGAUUUUAGUGUGUGGAGCAUAUUAAAAAAAUGCAUUGGACUGGAGCUGUCUAAGAUUACAAUGCCUAUUGUCUUCAACGAGCCACUGAGUUUUCUUCAACGGAUAACAGAAUAUAUGGAACAUAUAUACCUCAUUAAUAAGGCUUGUAGUCAUGCAGACCCCCUGGAAAGAAUGCAAGCUGUAGCUGCUUUUGCAGUUUCUGCUGUAGCUUCUCAGUGGGAGAGAACUGGCAAACCAUUUAACCCACUGUUAGGAGAAACCUAUGAAUUAACCAGGGAGGAUUUAGGAUUUAGGUUUAUAUCUGAGCAAGUCAGCCACCACCCACCUAUUAGUGCAUUUUAUUCUGAAGGCCUCAAUAAGGACUUUAUUUUUCAUGGAUCAAUCUAUCCCAAACUAAAAUUCUGGGGAAAGAGUAUAGAAGCAGAGCCUCGAGGAACAAUUACUUUGGAGCUUCUGAAACAUAAUGAAGCUUACACAUGGACAAAUCCAACCUGUUGUGUACAUAAUGUAAUUAUUGGUAAACUGUGGUUAGAACAAUAUGGAACGGUAGAAAUUGUAAAUCACAGUACUGGAGAUAAAUGUGUCCUUAAUUUUAAACCGUGUGGACUGUUUGGGAAAGAGCUUCACAGAGUGGAGGGAUACAUUCAGGACAAAAACAGAAAGAAGCUGUGCGUGAUCUAUGGCAAGUGGACAGAAUGCUUAUGGUGCACUGAUCCCACUACGUAUGAGACUUACAAAAAGAAUGAGAAGAGGGGUGGUGAGCAGAAGAAAUUGAAGCCGAGUGAAGAUGUUAUUAAAUCUGAAAAUGAUGAGGCUGAUGACAUGCCAGAGGUUCAAGACACGGUGCAGUUCAUACCAGGCAGUAAAUUGCUUUGGAGAAUAAAUUGUAGGCCACCAAACUCAUCACAGAUGUACAAUUUCACCAGUUUUGCUGUGAGUCUCAAUGAGCUAGAAAAGGGCAUGGAAGCAAUAUUAGCUCCCACUGACUGUCGGCUACGUCCAGAUAUCAGAAAUAUGGAAAACGGAAACAUGGAUGUGGCUAGCAAAGAAAAAGAGAGACUAGAAGAGAAACAAAGAGCUGCUCGCAAGGAGCGCGCAAAAGAUGAAGUGGAGUGGCACACACGAUGGUUUCAUCAAGGCACUAACCCAUACACUGGGACUUCAGAUUGGCUGUACUCAGGUGGCUAUUUUGAUAGAAAUUUCUCAGACUGUCCAGACAUAUACUGAAAUUACGGAACCAAUUGCUCAUCUCAUCUGGACAUCUAGUUACUAGAUUUCAUUCCAAGCCAGUUACUCUGGUUAUGUUGAUAGCAAAAACCAGCUUUUCUAAGUAAAUUUUAACAAAAAUUCUAUCGGUCAACAAUCAAGGAUUUAAUUAUCACUAACGUUGGAUUGCCAAAUAUUUAAAUACUGUUGCAUUCUUUCCAUAAAGCUGCACCUGAAAUCAUCGUGUUUUCACUAAUUUUCAAAGGGACCUUUGGUUCUUCAUUUUUUUCCCCCUAGUUUCUUUGUCAGGAAGAUAUGCUGUAUCCGAUAGAGCACAUAACAUCCUUGAAAACUAUGUAACUUAAAUAAAAUAGAGAUAAUAUCCUUGUUACUUAGUACAAUAGUGAAGAAUCUGCAGUUUUUGGAACUCGGAGCAGGGAUGAAAAGCUAAUAUGGUACCACCAGGAUCAAAUCUAGUACUGUCGAUACUCCCCGUGAAGAGAUGCAUGUGAACUUCCAUACGGUAUGUAGCACUACGUGGGGACUGGAGCUCCUGGCCCCUCUCUCUCAGUACGAUUCAAUAAUGGAGAGACUCAGGGAAACAAAAACCAACCUGAGCUUCUCAAACUGUAGUUGUCUGUUAGAGUCUUCACAACUUCUGGACACUGUGAGCAUUAAACUGUAUACCUGUGAUAAAAUUACAUAAAGCAUACGUUAGGAGAAGGGAAGGGUGCAUUAAACAGUGUGCUUUUUCUAAAGUCAAAUGCUGUUCUUAAAAUAGGAGAAGCUUUGGAAGCAAUUGCAGGAAUGUAGAGGUGGUUACAAUGUAAAAUAUAUUGCUUGCUACCACUUGGAGGCUUAAAUCUUCUGCACUACCUUUGGCAGCUUUGGCACUAUGUAUGCUUCUAGACUAAACUUUUAUUUGGAAGCACUUUGGUAUGUAUAUCCACACAGGUUCAUAUUUUGGGGAAGUUUUGGUUUGCAUGUUUUUCAUUAUUAGGUCAUGUCUGUUUUGUAUGUUGUGAAAAAGCAGAAUCAAUUUAAAGCUUUGGCAGAGUUAUA
Molecule: messenger RNA, 2746 nt
Organism: Harpia harpyja (harpy eagle)
Lineage: Eukaryota; Metazoa; Chordata; Aves; Accipitriformes; Accipitridae
Gene: OSBPL2
Product: oxysterol binding protein like 2
Exons: 15
Coding region: 260-1705 (481 amino acids)
Cellular component (GO): intracellular membrane-bounded organelle; cytosol; membrane
Molecular function (GO): cholesterol binding
Source: RefSeq, a predicted model, not a curated record